Molecule: messenger RNA, 1320 nt
Organism: Aspergillus homomorphus CBS 101889
Lineage: Eukaryota; Fungi; Ascomycota; Eurotiomycetes; Eurotiales; Aspergillaceae
Exons: 1
Coding region: 408-836 (142 amino acids)
Biological process (GO): regulation of transcription by RNA polymerase II
Molecular function (GO): RNA polymerase II cis-regulatory region sequence-specific DNA binding; DNA-binding transcription factor activity, RNA polymerase II-specific; protein dimerization activity
Source: RefSeq, a predicted model, not a curated record
AAGACAUCUGAUAUCCCUUCGAAUAAAUUGACCUCUCUUUGAUUCUCUCCAUUCUUGCUCAAUCAUCUUCGGUUUGUCAACCUCAUCCCUGAUCAAGUCUCUAUACUUCUCCACGGGUAGUUCAUCCGUUGCAAAUGAGCCACAACCACAACCACCCUCCGUCUGUCACAUGAAAAUCCGUUUCACCCGCGUGCGCACACACAAGCGCAUGAUAAUCACCUCCUCUCCACGGAACCAAAACAACAACAAUCGCAUUCUCUCCUCAGCUACUACAACAACAAAUCCAAGACAUCUGACAUCUGAAACCCCUUCAAGCUGAAACAAGAAAGAAGCAGAAAGAAAAAAGAAACAAAAAUAACCACAACCCGCAUCCCCUUCCUUGCCCCGCAAACUCUCCCCCCCGCACUAUGCCAUCUGCACGCCCACCCGCCUCCCUGGCAUCCAGCUCCUCCGAAACCUCGUACUCCCCCUUACCGAACAGCGCAACCGCGCCCCACGACGAUCCCGAGGACCGGUCGCCCUCUACCACCCCGACCGGCACGUCCUCAUCCAAACCCGCCGCGGGCGGCGCACAGGAGAAGGAGAAACCGCGGCUGACGGAGCAAGAGAAGAAGAACAACCACAUCGCGUCGGAGCAGAAGCGUCGCGCUGCGAUCCGCGAAGGAUUCGACCGCUUGACGGAGCUGGUCCCUGGGCUCGAGGGCCAGGGCCGCAGUGAGAGUAUCGUGCUGCGGAAGACGGUGGAUUUCAUUCAGCUCCAGCUCCAGGAGCGACAGGAGCUGAUCGCGGAGAUUGAGCGUCGUGGUGGGCACAUCGAUGAAGCCUUUCGAGUUUGAGAGGGUUGGUGUCAAAAGUGUAUGAAUGAACGUUUCUGAUGAAGGUUACGACGGUGGGGCAUGGAAGGGAAUACGAAACAGCAGCUUCUAUGGGAACGGUAUCCUGGGAUACGGGAGAGGGAAGCAGUCGGCACUAUUGCUUUACCCGUCACCCUAUAUGACGCUACGGGCUGGCUUGACCGCGCAGCCUUUUCUGAUCUGAGGUGACUUUUUCGGCGCGGAGCUUACUGGGAUCUCUUCCCACCACACUCCUGCGGGAUGGGAUUGUAUGGUGUCUGGCGUUAGGAUUGACUUGAGGGUUCAGUAUACGGAGACGAAUCUCGACUUUGGGUAUGGUCUUAAUCAUGCCUUGAUCAUGCGGACCGCAUGCGAGACCGAGGAUAUUUCAUUGACUUUUCUGAAGGUACUUAGCGAGGACAUGUCUGCACAGUUGCAGGCCAACCGGUUGCAGAGAGCAUUGUAUGUCCUUAGCGGAAUUGCUAGC